AGUCAGUAGGCUUCGGGUAUUCAUGUCACUGGUGUUUCUCCUUUCGUUGGCACUUGCUAACAAAUCUUAAAAUAACACACAUGAAAAAAUCAGUUUCGUCAGUUGUAUUUCGCUAAAAAAAAAUAACUUUUGAAAACUGCUAAAUUGCCCAGAGCCAUUGGAGUGCUUUUUCCGCGACACACAAACAAUAAGUACAUCAAUCAAAUAGACCAAUAAACACGAAACAAGUAGCACCAACCUAGAGCUACACAUACGGACACCAUAAUGUCGUACCAGAUCAAAUCAACGCCGUUUUUCCGGCGGAUGUUCAACAACAGCAAAAAGAACGGACAGUUGCAGAAGUUGCGGGACGAGUACGAAAGGAUCCAGGAGUUCAACGAUCGCACCCUCGAGAUGAAGAUGCGCGACCUGCGCCUCAAGCGGCUCUUCCGCGAAAUCGAGGAAAUGAAGGAGGGGGCGGGUGGUGCCGAUGCUGAUCCGGGCACUAAAGCUGCUCCAGGUGCUGGUGGUACUUCAUCUCCAUCCUCGCGUGCCAGGCGAUCCCACGGCGGAGAUGGACGCACUCUCAACCGGCGCCACUACUCGAUGGGGAACAGUCUGCGGGAGCAACGGAUCCACGACCUUCGCGUGGAGACCCUAACCCGUGCACGGGAGCUGGGCAAGGAGAUCUCGCGCCGGAAUGCUCUGAUGGCCGAGGCCGGAACCGGGAGAUUCCUGCGUAGCGAGAUCCGGCUGACGGCCAAAAUGCAGGCGGCGGAGGACGCCCGUCGGGAUGCCGACGAUCGCCGGGAACGGGCCGCCAAGCGCAUCUCGUACGGCAACGACAUGUCCCGCCAGAACAUCCAGCGGCUGCUCCUUAGUCGCCAGCGGCGCCUCCUCGGCGGCAGUCGCUCCCCGGCGGGCUUUAAUGAGGUGCCCCACCACCUGGACAUGAGGCCAAUCUUUCCAAACUUUCCUCUGAACUUCAAUCAACUGCGGGACGAGCAGGAAGAGGCGGACGCACUGGAGGCGCAGCCCUCAUGCUCCACCAUUGAGGAGGAGCCCCCAAUGACGUCCGAGGAGGAGCGGGACAGCGAGGAGCGUCGGAUUCGAGAGCUUCGCAACCGGAAUCCCGAAUUGGCCGCAGAGCUCGAGCGCCGGCGGCGGCGACGGCAGGAGGACGACGAGGCCGAGGAGGAGGAGCAGCUGCAGCGGCGGCGACGACAACUCCGCCACGAGGACACCUCGCCCCUCCGGCUGACCCGCAUCUCGCUCAGUUCGAUCGGAAAGGAGAAUGGUAUCAUGAACGCCAGCAGCGCCGCGGCUACAGCAGGCACCUCGCCAAUGGAUCUGAGGUGUUCCUAUCGAGAGCAGGACGAUGCCUCCGCGGACUCCGACCAGGAGAUGCACACCGCACCGCUGGCCAACGAGGAUCGCCUCGAAGAAUCCCGAUGUGCGCUCAUCUCGUUUCGCCAGCCGCCGCGGGGAGUGCCCAAAGUGAGGGAUGCUGAAAACGAAAACGAAUCCCUGGACGCGCUUAACAACUGGCACAAGAUUUCGCUGAUGCUGCCCUGGUUCAAGGCCUUUCCCGACCUCAAGUCGUCGCCCACCCUCCGGAUGGGCACCGAUGACGCGACGAAUUGCGAGCGAGUGGCGCCAGCAACUGGCGCGGAUCCCAUGUACUCCAACCAGUUUGGCGAUGCCGACGCCCACGACGAGCAGGAGAUGGAGGAGCAAUCGUCGCCGUUUCCGCCGCCCGACCGCGAGUUUGUGCUCUCCACCUUCGAGUUCGUUGGGAUUAGAGAGCGAUAGAAUUCGGUAGCACUCUCCACGUAUUCUAGAGAAGAAGAGGGGAACCGAACCUCCAGGCGCCUUUCGUAGCUACAAAACCAUUUUUUAGCACCAUCCGCAGUCUUUGGCAAAAAAUGUGCUUUGUAACUGCAUCGAUACCCCGACGACUUCAAAUGCCAACAAGCAAAUCGUUUAAAUAUUUUUCGGCAAGAAAAAGUACUUUUCCCUGUUUUUCAUUCGGUAAAUAAAUUCUGUGUAAUAGGAUAGAAAACACUUUGA
Molecule: messenger RNA, 2049 nt
Organism: Drosophila ficusphila
Lineage: Eukaryota; Metazoa; Arthropoda; Insecta; Diptera; Drosophilidae
Exons: 3
Coding region: 265-1791 (508 amino acids)
Source: RefSeq, a predicted model, not a curated record